AUGUUUGACUUGACUCAUGAGACAGAUAAGUUGUUAGCUCUGUAUCGUUUCAGUUCCACGAACGCGAAAUGGUUGGAGGUUCAGACCAGCGGCAAUGUGCCACCAGCCCUUGUAAAUAUGUCUUUGGUGGUUGUCAACGAGUUUGCCUACCAUUUCGGAGGGGCAAGCAAGUCUGACUAUCUCACGAGCAACUUGAUGUACAAGCUGAAUCUGAAAACGUUUGAGUGGGCCCGUAUAAGCUCCACCGAGAAUGUACCACUCCAUCGUCAUGGACAUGGCAUGGUUGCGGUUGGCACUCUGAUAUACGUCUUCGGAGGAGCAAAGUACAUCUACCUGCAAGACCUAUACACCUUCAACAUCGUCAACAAUCAGUGGACUGUACUCAACUCAACCGGAGGAAUGCCUUCAUCACGCGCUUUCUUUGGAAUGGCAGCAAUAUCAAACAUAAUAUACGUUUUCGGAGGAGAAGGGACGAUGCCAGUUGACAGCAGUGGGCAAACGAAGAAUGACAUGUACGCCUUCGACACGUCGUCACAGUCGUGGGCCGACAUCAGUCAAACAGGCUAUCGCCCCCAGUCACGUUACGGACAAGCUAUGGCAGCAGUAGGAACCGACAUUUACCUCUACGGAGGAUCCACCGGUGAAGACACUAACCUUUACAUGUUGGACGUCGCAAGCUACCGCUGGAGCAUCGUUGCUGCUGCUGGAGCUCAGCCUUCAGCUCGUUACAAGGUGGGGAUGGCAGCCAUAGGCAAUGACUUGUUUUUGUUCGGAGGCUACACAAAGAAAAACUCUGGUGAGGCGAACUGA
Guillardia theta CCMP2712 is the source of this 810-nucleotide messenger RNA. RefSeq lists its product as hypothetical. NCBI's taxonomy places the organism in Eukaryota, Cryptophyceae, Pyrenomonadales, Geminigeraceae. Gene Ontology annotation, molecular function: protein binding. Bases 1 to 810 code for a protein of 269 amino acids. The record is from RefSeq and is a predicted model, not a curated record. The transcript is spliced from 5 exons.